GGGAACGUGCCCGGGGGAGGCGCCCCCUCGGUCCUCAGCAGUGUCACAUCUCUACUUCCAACUAUACUUCACCAGCCAGCGAGGACUCUCACUUACUGUAGCUUACGGAAGGGGAAAAGGAAAACGGUGAAAGCUGUCGUCGAGAGGUUUCUUCGGCUGCACAAUGGCCUUUGGGUUAGGAGGAAGGCUGGUUAUAAGAAGAGGCUGUGGAAGAAGUCAGCCGCCCAGAGGAAGCGCUUGAGAGAGCUGACGUUGUGCACUAGGACGCAGUGUAAACUCCUUGAUAAAAUGACCACUUCUUUCUGGAAAAGAAGAAACUGCGUUUAUUCCGAUGGAACACUUUUUGCCCUUCUUACCCAUUGCAAAAUACGAUUGGAUUAG
Molecule: messenger RNA, 381 nt
Organism: Leptosomus discolor (cuckoo roller)
Lineage: Eukaryota; Metazoa; Chordata; Aves; Leptosomiformes; Leptosomidae
Source: RefSeq, a predicted model, not a curated record